Messenger RNA from Blastocystis hominis, 1329 nucleotides. RefSeq lists its product as hypothetical. The record is from RefSeq and is a predicted model, not a curated record. The transcript has 2 exons. Lineage: Eukaryota; Bigyra; Opalinata; Blastocystidae. The coding region runs from base 1 to 1329 and encodes 442 amino acids.
AUGAAUGCAUCUUGGAUCUGUCUCUCAUGUUCCUAUUCAAAUCCGCCAUCGGUAACGAGAUGUAGUUUAUGUAAUUCUCCAAAACCCUCGAUAUCGUCAACGGACAGGUCUAAGACAUGGUCUGAGAGUACAAUCAGCGAAUCUUCGAGUGUUGGCGCAAGUGGGGCUAUUCGGCUUUCCCAGCAGUCCUCUCGAUUGUAUUCGAUUAAUGUCGGUAAGUCAAACUCUGUGAGAAAAACUCUCGGCGCUAGGCGAGCUCUUUCCACUUCUCAGCGGGAAGUGGGUUCAAAUCGUUCGGAAAGCAUCAGUAAGUUGUUGGUUGGUAAUUUAAAGCUAGAAAUGACUGUAUCGAUCAGUGAUGUGGAUAUUCCCGCCUCUGGUGAAGUGACACAGUCGAUUGGUGAUGAUAAUGACCAGGGUUUAAAAGUUGAUGCUCUUCCCAAAACCGAAUCACUGGAGUUGAGUGCGCCAGAGUCAAUCGCUACUGAGGAUAAGAAAGAAAGAGAAAAGGAAAUGGAAGAGGAAGAAAAGGAGGAGGAAGAGGAGGAGGAGCAAAAGAAAGGCGGAAGCAAAGAGAACAGCAUGAGCCAAGAAUCCGCUGAAAAGGAAAAAGAAAUUUCUGAAAAGAAAGAAAAGGUAAUAAAGAAAGAUGUUGUUAAAACUACAAAAAAGAAAGAAACCAAACCCAAAUCCUCUUCAAACACCACACCCAAAUCCAAACCCAAACCCAAACUCACUCACAUUCUUUCCUCCACAAUGCUUUCCGAAGCAGACCGAGAUGUUCUCAUCUCGCUCGUCUCCAGCCUAGGCGAUGCGAAGUUCAUUUCUCGCUCCAGCCGAUCGAUUAAUCUUCUUGUGGCUGGGCAGGAUGUGCGCUCGGUUAAAAUGAUGUGCGCUGUGGCGCGCGGCAUCCCCGUGGUGACACCAGCAUGGCUCUAUGCAUGCUUAGAACAAGGAAAAUGGGUUGGUCCCGAUUCUUUUAUCAGUUCCUUUGCUGAAGAAGGAUUGAAAAAGAGGAAGGAGCAAGAAAAGGGAAUAUUGGCAAAUCACGGCCCCUAUUUUAUAGCAAAGAACACACAACCUCCUCGAAAUGAGUUGAUCGAGAUUGUGCGAUGCUGUGAUGGACAAAUCACGGAAGAUCUAGAUGAGUGCGAAUAUAUUAUAGGGAAAGUGGAGGGAAGAGAAUAUGUGAAAGAGACGUUUGUUCUGGAUGGAGUGAUGAAAGGUGAACUACCGCGAGUUAGUGAAUAUAUUGUAAAGGAAGAAGAGGAAAGUGACGAGUUUUACUCAUAUUUGUUUACAAACAAUCGAAGCGACCGCUCCUGCUAA